This is a messenger RNA of Notolabrus celidotus (New Zealand spotty), 1928 nucleotides long. It is a transcript of the gene shbg, whose product is annotated as sex hormone-binding globulin. The record is from RefSeq and is a predicted model, not a curated record. Gene Ontology annotation, molecular function: steroid binding. Lineage: Eukaryota; Metazoa; Chordata; Actinopteri; Labriformes; Labridae. The coding region runs from base 525 to 1715 and encodes 396 amino acids. The transcript has 8 exons.
CACAUGCCCACACACAUUGAGUCAUAGCCAGCAGUGGUGAAGCAAGGUUACUGCGUAAUGGGUAAACACGCAUCAGUGGUCUGACUGGGGUCACUCACCCAGUCUGAAGUCGUGUCCUCUCUUCAUGAGUCACCACAAAAGCAGGACAUUGACAUACUGAUGGAAACACACACUUUGUUUCUUUGCUGUGUUUUAGAUUAUAGCAACAGCCGCUAACUUACACCUAUUUUUAGCAUUUUAAUCUGUGUUAUGUUUCUUUUGUCCUCUGUUUUUCUUGCUGCCCACUCUUGUGUCUUCAUUCACACACCACACACCCCCCCUUGUCACUUCCGGCUGGGGAUCAAUAAUCGCACUGACCGCUGCUAUACUUGCACUCUGGACCCCAGGACGGCAUGCCAGCACAAACCAACACUCUUUCAAAGUCAGCCCACCGACGACACCUUAGGGUUGCUUGGAGUCUGAGACCACCCAAGGACUCAAGAGACUGCAGACUAGGAGGCUUGGGUGGCUGAAUGCAUUGAAGGAUGGCUGUGUUUUGGAGAGCAAUAACAGGUGGAGUACUGCUGGCUCUGCUGGGAUGGGGAGCUGAGGGUCAGGAGAUUAGACCGGGUAAGAAAGAAGUAUCAGGUGGCGCCACUGUCAAUCUGGGCCAGGAGAGAGACAUCUGGAGGCCGCUGAUCCACACGACAGUCAACCUCAGUGAGAUCAGCAGUAUUAAGUCAUCCUUCCAGUUAAGGACCUUUGACCCAGAAGGUGCGAUAUUCUAUGGAGACACCAAAAACGGAGAGGACUGGUUUGUUCUAUCCCUGAAGGACGGGAUUCCUUUGAUGCAAAUCAGCAAAGAAGAGAUGCUGGUCAGUGCGUCUGGAGGCCCGGAGCUUAAUGAUGGAAAAUGGCACACACUGGAGGUGAGCAACCAAGGGAAGUUUGUGGUUCUCGAGGUGGAUGGCUCCAAGGGACUGGUGGUGGGCAUGCAGUCCAACAAGGAGGAGGUUCUUUCAGGUGAACUCCGUCUGGCACUGGGCGGGAUGCUGAUCGACCCAGAAAAGUUGAUUGUUCAGUUGGGACCCCAGCUGGACGGCUGUGUGCGGGAAGGCAGCUGGCUGAACCUUAGUGUCCCUUGGGUGGCCGAGGCGCAGGAUCUCUGGCCCUGUUACCAAGAUGUACAACCUGGCAUCUUCUUCCCUGGCACAGGGUUUGCCAUUUUCAACACUUCAGUUUUCCACGUUAAGGCAGAUGAUGGGGUUACUUUUGAACUUUGGGGAGAUUUCAGUAACAUGGACGGGACCAUUUUUAGCAUCAAGGCUCCUGGGCAACCGCUCAUGUUUGCUUUAGUAGCCAAUAAAAACACAAAGGAGGUUACACUUACUUUUGGAGCACAACAACUCACAAUGACAGAAACUUUCAAGAGACUGGAGAUAAUCUUUCAGGCAGAUUUCAUGCAAGUUACUCAAGAUGGAGAUGAAUCAAAGGCCACUAGGUUCUCUGUGAGUCCUGUAGACCAACCUGCGUAUUCAACUUCAUGGACAGAGGGUCAUGUUGCUUUUGGUGGACUCUUAGGUGAGGGUGAGGACAACGUUAGAGGCUCCCAGUUUCUGACAGGCUGUCUGGAGAAGAUCCAGGUUCAAAAGUGGGAUUUGGACCUGGAUUUAGCUGUCAAACACUCUUCAAUCUCCUCUCACAGCUGCCCUACACAAAUCAUUGAAGAAGCAUGAAUAAACAUUAUGUGGAGUAGGUGAAUGACUUUAAAAAUAUAUGCUUUGUCAAAUUUAAAAAGGAGAAAUAAUACCCAAAUGUCCAACAAAUUAUCUUUCUAAGCAUUCCCUCAUUUAUUCCCCUUUAGCCCCAUUUGAACAAAAUGUUCCAAUGACGCUGAAAGAUGUAAGUGUUUUUGGGACCUUAGUGCUUGUAUGUUUCUAAAUGAAAUA